This is a messenger RNA of Protopolystoma xenopodis, 462 nucleotides long. NCBI's taxonomy places the organism in Eukaryota, Metazoa, Platyhelminthes, Monogenea, Polystomatidea, Polystomatidae. The record is from the annotation of a GenBank genome assembly.
AUGCCAGAUCAGAGGUUAGCGACUGUGAAAACGUAUGUUGAUCCUGAGACUAUUUACGAUGUCCUUGAAAGGAUUGGCAAGGGUUCAUUUGGUGAAGUCCACAAAGGAAUCGACAAAAGAACGAAGGUUGUCGUUGCAAUCAAACUGAUUGAUCUUGAGCAGGCAGAAGAUGAGAUCGAAGACAUUCAGCAGGAAAUUAAUGUUCUUUCGCAAUGCGACAGCCCAUUUGUUACUAAAUAUUACGGAUCAUAUCUAAAAAAUACACGUUUAUGGAUAAUAAUGGAAUAUCUUGGGGGUGGUUCCGCACUUGACUUGAUGCGACCUGGUCCUCUUGGUGAAAACUAUAUUUGUAUAAUUCUCCGAGAAAUUCUCAAAGGUCUGGAUUAUCUUCAUGGCCAGAAGAAUCUACAUAGAGAUAUAAAAGGUAGGUAUUUCGAACAUUGUUUGUCCUCAAGUUGCUAG